This is a messenger RNA of Chionomys nivalis (European snow vole), 476 nucleotides long. It is a transcript of the gene Sfta2, whose product is annotated as surfactant associated 2. The coding region runs from base 5 to 376 and encodes 123 amino acids. The record is from RefSeq and is a predicted model, not a curated record. NCBI's taxonomy places the organism in Eukaryota, Metazoa, Chordata, Mammalia, Rodentia, Cricetidae. The transcript has 3 exons.
GGUCAUGGGAACCACUCUGGGAGAACUGGAAAAUCCAGUUGCUGGGUCUCUUGGUGCCCCCCACACCAGUGCUGAGGGCCCAGGUAAAGAGUGGCUGUUUCCAUUUCCCUUCUGCUGUGGGAGAAGUGAGGUAGCCACAAUGGGGUCUUCGAUGCCCCUCUUCUUCCUCCUGGCUCUCCUCGACAUCUCACAUGUAUCAGGACCAAAGGUUAUUCUGAAAGUAAAGCUGGCAGAGGUUUUCCAGCCCACGGCCUCCCAGGACUCCAGCUUUCUGGGCAUGCUCCAAAAGAUCUGCCUCCUCCUCCACCUCCCAUCGGGGACCAACAUGACCCUCCAUCACAAGGGGCCACCACACCAUCUCACCUGCAGAACCUGAGGGCAGCUGAAUUCAGCUUUCAGCUUUGGGGAGUGGGUAACGGAAGUGAGCCGGCCUUGACCUAGCAGGCCCUCGCCGUACCACAUGCUAAUAAACAGGU